This is a messenger RNA of Geodia barretti, 292 nucleotides long. NCBI's taxonomy places the organism in Eukaryota, Metazoa, Porifera, Demospongiae, Tetractinellida, Geodiidae. The record is from the annotation of a GenBank genome assembly.
CUGUCUGUUUGUCUAUAUCUCACUCCUCGAACGUCUGUUCGUCCCAGAAACGAUACCAUCUACCCAACGGGCGACGAAGCUGACAGUUGGCCAGAUACACUACUGGACUCUGCUGCCAGGGAAGCUCUAGACUGGACCCCACACUAUGACCUUCCAAAUAUAGUCGACAUCAUGAUCAGAGAUAUCGGGGGAAUCAUUGAAAACGAGAAGAAGAGACAAAACUUGACUUAACACUAGAACUGCAUUUCGUAUUUUUGUAGUUGUUCAAAGAUUUGUACACUAUAAUAAUAUA